Messenger RNA from Propithecus coquereli (Coquerel's sifaka), 873 nucleotides. Its product is annotated as putative neuropeptide Y receptor type 6. The record is from RefSeq and is a predicted model, not a curated record. Gene Ontology annotation, biological process: G protein-coupled receptor signaling pathway. Gene Ontology annotation, molecular function: neuropeptide Y receptor activity; neuropeptide binding. Lineage: Eukaryota; Metazoa; Chordata; Mammalia; Primates; Indriidae. Gene Ontology annotation, cellular component: neuron projection; plasma membrane.
AUGGAAGCUUCCCUGAACCACCCAACAUCUGAUAAAACCAGCACAAAGAGCAACAACUCUGCAUUUUUUUACUUUGAGUCCUGUCAACCCCCUUCUCUAGCCUUACUGCUAUUACUCAUAGCCUAUACUAUGGUCUUAAUUGUGGGCCUUUUUGGAAACCUCUCUCUCAUCAUCAUCAUCUUUAAGAAGCAGAGACAAGCUCAGAAUGUCACCAACAUACUGAUUGCCAAUCUCUCCUUCUCUGACAUCCUGGUGUGUGUCAUGUGCAUCCCUUUUACUGUCAUCUACAUUUUGAUGGACCACUGGAUAUUUGGGGACACCAUGUGCAAACUAACCUCCUACGUGCAAAGUGUCUCAAUCUCUGUAUCCAUAUUCUCACUUGUAUUAAUUGCUGUUGAAAGACAUCAGCUAAUUGUGAACCCCUGUGGCUGGAAGCCCAGUGUAUCUCAUGCCUACUGGGGCAUCACAUUGAUUUGGCUAUUUUCUCUUCUGUUAUCUAUUCCCUUCUUCCUGUCCUAUCAACUCACCAAUGAGCCCUUCCACAAUCUCUCUCUCCCCACUGACCUCUAUGCCCACCGGGUGGCCUGUGUAGAGAACUGGCCCUCCAAAAUGAACCAGCUCCUCUUUACCACCUCUCUGUUUAUGGUCCAGUAUUUUGUCCCUCUGGCCUUCAUCCUCAUCUGCUACCUGAAGAUUAUCAUCUGCCUCUGCAGGAGAAAUGGGAAGGUCAACAGGAAGAGGGAAAAUGAUGGCCGGCUCAGUGAGAACAAGAGGAUCAACACAAUGUUGAUUUCCAUCGUGGUAACCUUUGGAGCCUGCUGGCUGCCCUUGACAUCUUCAAUGUCAUCUUUGACUGGCAUCCUGAGGUGCUGA